GUGUGGCUUCGGGACCCCACUCUGGGGCCUGGCCGCCCUUUCUCCGGGCCGGGGCCGGGUGGUCACUCCAGCGGGACUGCACAGGCUGUGUGGCCAUGCCUGGGGUCUGGGUCCUCCGCGCCUCGAUACUUGCCGCUAUUGCUGGGCCAUUGCUGGAUGGACAUAAAGCCAAAGUAACCGGCAGCAGCCCCGCCAAAGCAGAGCCAGGGGCUAAGAAUGUCACCAAAAGGUCAUCGGAGUGCUUGGAAGACCCAGCUCUUUGGGGUGAAUUGUGCUGUCUGCCCUGCCUCCCAGGCGAGCGGAAAGUCAGCGACUGCACAAGCUACAGGAACCGCUCGGGAUGCGAGCCUUGUCUAGCAGGGAAAGAGUACACGGAGCUGCGGCACCACGCCCUCCAGUGCAGAAAGUGCCGGACCUGCGACGGAGAGCACGGCCUGGAGGUGCAUAGGAGCUGUGUUCCGACACAAAACACCAAAUGCAGAUGCAAACCCAACUUUUUCUGCGACACUUCUGAUUGUGAACAUUGCACCCCUUGCAGCAGAUGUGAACACGGCAUUGCUGAGGACUGCACACCGACCAGCAACACUAAGUGCAAAGAAGGAUCCAGAGCUGGCUUAUGGGGUCUGCUGUUCCUCUUGGUCCCGAUUCCAAUAGUUGGACUAUUGUGGUGGAGAAAAAGACGGCGUCAGAGUAGUGAUUUCCAUGGUGUGUCUGUGCCCUCGGAUAUGGAAAUGUUACAACCAGAUACCACAAACCUUGACUUGAAUAAAUACAUUCCUACUAUUGCUGAGCAGAUGACCAUCACUGAAGUGAAGGACUUUGUUCGGAAGAAUGGCAUCAGUGAAACCAAGAUAGACGAGGUCAAGAAUGACCACGUCAAGGAAACAGCUGAGCAGAAAGUCCAGCUGCUUCGCAUUUGGUACCAGAGUCAUGGCAAGAAAGACGCGUACAACACCAUGAUGAAAAGUCUCCGUAAAAUCAACCGCGUACUUGCUGAGAGAAUCCAAGACAGGAUCCAGACGGAUACUGUGAAUGAACAAGAGAAUGCAAACUUCUGAACUGGAAAUGAAAGGCAUAGCGUGACCUAAGGCAAAAAAUAGUUCGCAAUAUACACAAUAGUAGAAAAGAAAAGGCUGUAUGGAUGAUUUUUUUACAUAGUUGUUUGCCUGUAAAUAUUUCAUGUUUAUUUUUUAGAUGUGGUUUUGUUGUUUAGUUUUUAAGUUUGUAAAACUGAUAUUGAUAUAUUAACAUGUUUCAAGGAUUUAAAAAUUCUGUAUCUGGAGAUGUUUAAAAUAUAAAGGAAAACAGACGUGUUAACCCAAAUAGGAUUGCACGCAAAGGAUAAAAUACUGGAACAUAUUGUCUUGUGUUGAACAUACAGUUCUAUAAAUAGAACUGUAAUUAGUCUAUGUCAGCACAAAAAAUAUUCUAACUAAAAGCUGACCUUCCACAAAGCAGUACUUGAUAUUUGACUGUAAUUAUUAUAAAGUUCACUUGAAAUUCUGAGCGAAACAUUCAGGAAAAGACUGACCUGUGCUUCCGAAUGUAGUUCCUCAGGGCUCUACCUCAGAAAUCCCAGAACAAAUCAGCGGCAUUUUAUUAUCAAACAUUUCAGCUUCGAAUUCACACUGGAAAUGCUGUUGACAUGUCCAUGCUUGGAUAUUUUAUUUUGUAUGCCAUCUUACUGAGUGAGAAAGCCAUCUGCCUUCUUGGGGACUGAACCCUUGACCAGGAAAGGACCCCUUUCUCUCUCUCUCUCUCUCUCUCCCUCUCCCUCUCUCUCUCCCUCUCUCUCCCCCCUCUCUCUCCCUCUCUCUCUCCUUCUCUCUCCCUCUCUUUCUCCCUCUCUCUCUCCCUCCCUCUCUCUCUCCUUCCCUCUCUCUCCCUCUCUCUCUCCCUCUCUCUCCCUCCCUCUCUCUCCCUCUCUCCCCCUCUCUUUCUCCCUCUCUCUCUCCCUCUCCCUCCCUCUCUUUCCCUCCCUCUCUUCCUCCCUCCCUCUCUUCCUCCCUCCCUCCCUCUCUCUCUCCCUCCCUCUCUCUCCCUCCCUCUCUCUCUCUCUCUUUCUCCCUCUCUCUCUCCCUCCCUCUCUCUCUCUCUCUUUCUCCCUCUCUCUCUCCCUCCCUCUCUCUCCCUCCCUGUCUCUCUCUCUCUUUCUCCCUCUCCCUCCCUCUCCCUCCCUCCCUUCCUCCCCCCCCCUCUCUCUCUCUCUCUCUCUUUCUUUCUCUCUUGUUAAAAUGCUGCUGAAACAAAGGGGAACUGGCCACAGGCUUGAACAGGCACUCUAGUUACUGCUGAGUCUCCUUCGACAGACCAGUGCCUCUUUUCACUGUUAUUUCUUUAUUUUUACAUUUAAACACUUGUGAAAAUGUGUAUGAAAAUGUGAGUUAUAAGAUACACUAUUUAUAUUUAUAUAGUUAUAAGUUAAAGUUAGUUGUAAGCCAAAGUCUAUACCUAAAGCAACUAUUAAAAAAAAAAAAAAACACGGAAAGAUGGUAUUUUUCCCUGUAUGUUUCUGCACAGAAUAUUUUAUUAAAAACACAGUUUUGUUA
Molecule: messenger RNA, 2549 nt
Organism: Erinaceus europaeus (western European hedgehog)
Lineage: Eukaryota; Metazoa; Chordata; Mammalia; Eulipotyphla; Erinaceidae
Gene: FAS
Product: Fas cell surface death receptor
Exons: 9
Coding region: 96-1058 (320 amino acids)
Biological process (GO): extrinsic apoptotic signaling pathway in absence of ligand; negative regulation of apoptotic process; immune response
Cellular component (GO): CD95 death-inducing signaling complex; external side of plasma membrane; membrane raft
Molecular function (GO): tumor necrosis factor receptor activity; protein binding
Source: RefSeq, a predicted model, not a curated record